GGAGUUGAGAGCUGAACUCUCCUGGGAACGAAUUGCGACCCAGUUCUUCUUCCACGCUCAAGGCAUCGAUGGAUCCCCAUGGUCGAAAGAUGAUGCUGUUUUACUGAUUCGAAGUAGUUUAACACUUAUUAAACUGAAAUCCGUCCUUGGAUUUCAGUUUGGAAGAGACAUUUCUGGUCGUGAAAACCUAAAUUGCGAAGCUACUGUUCUUCGUCGCCAGGAAGUUUGAAAACCGAGGCUCUAAUUCAGACCCUCCAGAGUGGGUCGCUGGGAAGAUUCAUUCUUGGAUUUCCGCGAACGAUAAGAGCUUCGUUCAUACCUGAGAUUGAAAUCCGCGCCUGGUUGGAUGCUCUGGUUCAAGCGCGAACGAUAAGAGCUUCGUUCAUAGAAAUCCGAGGCCUUAGACUUUCGUUGCAGACCUUCCACUGUGGGUCGCCGGGAAGAGGAGGUAAGCUGAAGUGGGUUUCUUACCUGCGACUGCAGGUCUGCGAUAGAGCACUGCUAUUACCUGCGAAGAUGUGGUAACCGAUGCUCUGUAUUAGCGAUAUUGUUUUUGCUAUUUACAGUCGAUUUUGGAGUUUCACAGGUCCAGUAGAGAUCUCAGACCUGGUUUGGGGUUCCUACCUGCGCACCUGGAGGUUUCAAACCUAAUUUCUGGAUUCAUUUGACUGUUGGUUUGGUUGUUCGAUUGAUACGCAUAAUCUGUUAUUUGUUUCUGGAAUUCAAGUUUCUUUUGGGUUACUCAAGUUGUGCCCACACAGUUUGUUGCUCGUUGUUGUUCACCUUUCACCCGGUUUUGUAGUCCGGCCAUGGCCAGGAAGAAGAACCAAGGACCUGCUGAACUCUCAGCUGCGCGAGUUACCAGAACUUCCUUUGGUGCUUUGGUGAAUACAGAUGAGGAAUUCCCUGCAUUAAACUCUGGUUGUCCACUGAAGAAGACAGGGAAGACAGUCACUCCUCCGGCAGAAUUGAGGGAACAAACUGAUUCCUCCUUGGGUGUACAAACUGCAGGUGCUGAAACUGCUAUUGCUGGGAAUCUUGACAGUAACUCUGGGACUACUAUUAAGAAGCCAUGGAGUACACUCUUCAAGGAUAAUCGAGCUCCAUCUCAUGGGAUCAAACUGAAAUUUGUCCCUCCUAAGGGUAAUUCUCUGGACUUCUCUGACAGAGUUAUGCCAUCCAUGGUGGAGAUGUGGGGGUACUGUCUCGUGGGCUGUUUCACGGGUCGUUUCCCCGGCCUAAAAGCUAUCCAUGAACUGAAAUUCAAGUGGGGUGUAAAAUGCCAGAUCAAGUCACAUGAUAAAGGUUGGGUGAUUUUUAAAUUCCAAACGGAUGAAGACAGAAUGAAGGUACUAAAUGAGGGACCUUACACCAUCUUUGGCAAGCUACUCAUGUUGAAGGUUUUAUCGGAUGAUUUCACGUUUGACGAUGAAGAGUUCCUUAAAGUGCCGAUUUGGGUGAAAUUCCCACAGCUACCGAUGAAACUAUGGAAUAAAGAUGCCAUGAGUGAAGUUGCCUCUAUGGUAGGGGUGCCACUAACUACGGACUUGAUCACCCAAGAAAGGAGCAAUCAUAACUUUGCUAGGGUGCUUAUUGAAGUUGAUGUGUCGAAACCGCCCCCACUUUCAUUUCCUAUUCGAUUACCUUCACAUAAGGUAAUCAAACAAUUGGUGGUAUAUGAAACCUUCCCAAAUUUUUGCUUUCAUUGCAAAAAAUAUGGGCACCACCCAUUUAUUUGUAAGGAACUAGCUGAAAAGGAACUAAAGGAUAAAAAUGAGAAAGAAAAGAAAAAUGAUGUUGGUAUUCUAAAAGGUGCUGCACAGGACACUCUGAAGGACAUUGCUACCCGAGUGGAGAAGAGUAUGGAGAUAGAAGAGGGCAAACUGCCUGAUGCACAACUUGAGGAGGGAAAGAUCUUGGAAGAACCUGGGCAGCCAACGCUUGAUAGUGCCACGGUGGUAGAGGCAGCCUAUGUGGGGGUGGCUGCUACUUCGGUUGGUGACUCGGUUACGGAAGAGAAUUGUGAUAUUACUGAUUCUGAAGACCAAUAUGAAACUGAAGAGGAACAGGAUCAGGAACACCAUUUCAAGAAAACCACCAAAAAAAGUAGGCGGAGAAAGGGUGAGACAGAUGAGAAAUAUAAAAGACGGCUUGGAAGAAUGAUUGGAAGAAAGAUAAAAUAGUUCUUGGAAGGGGAAACUACGGAUUCCUUAGAUGGACUGGACUUUUUAAUUAGUGAUUUGUGAAGUGGGGUUUGUCCCAUUAUCUUGAUGCAUUAUAUCUAGGUUAGUUUAUUCUAGCUUAGAUAGUCAUUUUGAUUUGGAUUGAUGCAUUGUAAAAUGCUAUUUUUUUCGGUUUCUAAUAUACUUACAUAUUAUCGUCGAGUUGCAA
Cuscuta epithymum is the source of this 2391-nucleotide messenger RNA. The record is from the annotation of a GenBank genome assembly. NCBI's taxonomy places the organism in Eukaryota, Viridiplantae, Streptophyta, Magnoliopsida, Solanales, Convolvulaceae.